Messenger RNA from Spirometra erinaceieuropaei, 11190 nucleotides. Lineage: Eukaryota; Metazoa; Platyhelminthes; Cestoda; Diphyllobothriidea; Diphyllobothriidae. The record is from the annotation of a GenBank genome assembly.
AUGUUGACUGGAUAUUUUGCCUAUGAUAACAUUCACUUGCCUAGUGAGUGCCUUUCAGGGUAGAUUCAGAGCUAAUCGGCGUCUUCAUCAGGGAUCAUUAGUGAGCCACUCCGUCCUGUUGUACUCCCUGUAUUUUACUGAGUUGACAGAAGAGAUAUUUUCGUAAGAACAUCUUUUCCAGUCCUCCAUCCCCAAUUAUCUCAGACAUGCAACCCUCAUACAGGUAGGUAGUUCAUAAAAGUUAAUCUUCUGUGUGCUAGGGGAGGGCGUGGGGGUGAGCGGAUUUAUUUGUCAAGGGUUUAGGCGAUGACUAGGGAGUCUUCCACUUCAUAUUCACCGCUGGUAAGAUAUGGAGUGUGUUGGGAUGUAUUCGAGCCAAAGUCGCCAUCUCAUGUCGCGUGUGGUUUUCAAUGAUUGAGGGUUGCACGCUUCCUACAGUGACAGUGAAUAAUGACAGAAUUUCUGAUGAGUAUUUACACCCUGUUGUUUCUGUGAUUAUGGAUUCGCAAUGUGCAUUCACUUGUCUUUCAGGUAGUUCACUUACGGUAUUAUCACAAGCUUGCGAUGGUGGCGAUGAGGACUCAGUACAGAGCUCUCUCCACGCCGUCUCGCAUCCCGAUCAGGGAUCCCCAUCUCCCCGAUCUCGUCGCCGACACCGGCACCAGCCUCAGUCCCAGACCCCUUCUUCCAAUUCCUCCAACUACCGUCCUCCACCAGCCUCCCUUGCUUCCAGCUCAACAAAAUCCCACCAACCAGCAUCCAGGAUAUCUCCUGAACACUCCCUGCCUGUACGACCUCCCCGUCAUACGGACUCCUUAGUCACAAUGCCAUUUGGUCGUACUUUCGAUGUGAAGCGGUGCCUUGCACAGGAGGAGGUCAACAUGCACAACCUCCCACCGGAAGUAGCAAUUCCGGACGAGGAGAUGUCCACCGAGGUGGACAUCGCUCUCCUUACAAGUCUGGAGAGUGAGGUGGCAUCCACAGUGAGCUGCUCCGCAGACUGGGUGUCGGAGCACUCAGUAACCGCCACACCGGCAGAAAUGCGCGUGCAUGCGCCACUGCCGGUGUGGCCUUCGGACAAGCUCAUGGAGUCGAGGUAAUUGCCCUUUGUGGGUUUGCUCCAAUGUGCACUGUCGAAUUCCGUAAUGAUUGUUGCUAUUAGGAUCAAUAACAGCUGGGGCUACUUGAUGCGGUAGCAAUAGUUCGCGACUCUAUUUCUCUUUCUGAUUGUAGUGAAGUUGGCCGACUGCCGCUUGUCCGGAAGCGGCGCGCCAAGUUCUCCGUGCAGGCAGCUGGCGACCUGUGUGAGGCAACCACACAGGAAAAUUGUCUCGUCUACGCAGCCCACAGAGCCUGGGCAAGACGGCUUGUCAAAAGGAAGUCAAGUAAGCAGCCUCCUUAAAAACAAGAUUUGGUUCAAUGCAUCGAAAAUGAGGCUCAUGAAGACAUCACUAUGUUGCCUAUGAUUUUCAAUUUCCAGCACAGUGUUUGUGCAAUCGCCGCCGACUUCAGAUCACUGCAUAGGCUUACCCUUCUGGACUGUUUGUCUUUGCAGAUGUGAAGUGGCCUGUCAGCAGCGUCACUAGAUCGUACGAAACAGAAGUGAGCAUUAUUUGCAAGGGAGGAGAUGACGUGGUGGCGGAAGUAGCCGUGAGUCCCCGACGUGUAAGCUACUUACUUUGAUCUAUUGAGUUGAUGGUGUCUGGAUAUGUUCGUCUGCCUGUGUGCAGGUCCGUAUUCAUUUGCCUGACAAAUCACACUCCUUUGUUUUAGCGUCGAUCUGGCGUGGGUCGCUUCCUUCGUCGGGUUUUCCGUCGGCUGUGUUGUUGUUGUUUGAUCUCCGAGGAGAAGGAGUUCAACGAAAAUUCCGAGACUUGUUGACGUUGACAGCAACCUCGCACGCCCAACCCCAUCCCGCCUCCCACCGAUCUCUAUUCUCACCUGUGUGCAGUUGAAUAUGAAAUAUAUGAGAGUAUUAUUUGGAAGUAUGCAUCUUUUUGGUUUUUUAUUGAGGUCGGGUGUGAGUAGAUGAUGCCGCGGUGGCAGCCAGCAGGCAAUGCGAUUUGGCAUAAAUAGUUGAAUUGACGAUAGGCAAUUGAUGAGCAGUGGAGUUGCACAGGGUUCAUCUAUAGGCCAGUAGGAGGGCUGGGUAUGUGGAGUGUUGUGCUACCACAGAGUCGUCGUGUUUGGGCUCACUCAAUCCGAACUCGCCAGGAAGCAUGCUCGGAAUGUGAUGCAUAACUUGAGAUAAGUGCUUUGGAACAAAUGCCUGCUUGCUGUUUCUGUAUGGUGAUAUUAUUAUUUGUGCCGAAAUGCAUUAGCAGCAACAGAAUAAAUUAGUUAUGUUCAAAACCUGCCAACGUCCUCUCUGUACUAUACGACAGUUUGACCGUCGUUGCCGAAGAUGUCUAAGUGCAUGCUGAGAACAGGUUCGGCGUCUUGCGUCUAAAAUAGUUUUUAAUGCUUGUGCUCUCUCAUCUUCCAAUUUUUGCCGGUUUUGUGACAGGAUCAAAAAUGUCGGUUGGGGCAGGCUUUUUGGCACGGGAAUUACCUGCACCUCGACGUACCACCACACUGCCUGGUCCACUCUGCUGUCUGACCACUAUUUCACAGAGAUUAUGUAAUGAGGUUGCGGUUCGAAGCCCACAGAUUCAGGGUGCCAUAGAAGUCACAUUAGGAGUGUGUCAUUGCAGCCUGGCUCUCACACGACCUACAGUUCGGGCAUACCUGCGUCCGCACAGCCGCAGCUGCCCAUGCGGCCACUUGAACGCACCCCACCCCUGCAACCGCAACCUAAGCCACUGGGACACAACCCCUCGGCAAAUGCAACGCACACUGAAUAACCACCACUCAUUCGGGUUCCUUCCGUCUCUCUCCCUACAACACUAGGAUUUACCCAUCCACUCCGCUUGGUUUCAAAACGAGUAUCAGGCACCAGGUCAUGAGGCCGAAAGACCUACUGCCACGUCAGGGAACUCAUCUGGGGUGGGGCCGUUUGCCCAGUCUGGUCCGGUUGUGGACAAGACAGCCAUGUUGUGGCGCCGUGGUAAUUGUCCCUUACCGGUUCGCUGCAAUAUGCACUAACGAGAUUGUCUGGACUAACUUAGACGAAGUAUGAGCUUGCAGCAGGCAGUUAUGGCCUCCUUUUGGAGGUGCACUUCGAAAUGUUGGUUUGCUCCACUUUGCGCUGCCUGGUUCGUGCCAAACUAUUAUGUAUUUCGUACAUGAGGGUGGUCAAUCCCCUCCCCUCCAGUGUUAGGUGAAUGCGAUUCCUGCAGACAGGGUGAUGGGCACAUCCUCUUUUAGAGUUCACGAUAAUUGCUUUUGAAGAGUGUGUAGUAUAUCAAUGUUUUCCAAACCCACGAAUUUCUCCGUUGCUGCUUAUUGCUUAUCACAGCAACACCACACCGAGAACCUCUGAGAUGCUGGAUGCGCCUGCGAUGUGCCUCAACUUUGCUCUGCGGCUGAUUGUAGCGAAGUGGGCUUUUUACACUCUGUCCAAGGAAGGCGGGCCAGCUUGAAGCUACAGGGACAAUCGAACUGCCUAAAUCCACCAAACUUCAUAUGUGCUUGCCCCACUCGACGUGCAGGACCCCGCCAUCAGGAAGAUGUCGAAAAAGCAGCUAAAGCCACAGGCAAACCGUGGCCAUUACGACCUUCAGACCCGUUUCCGACUAGAAAGAUGGGCAAGAUCCCAUUUCGUAACCGUACCUGUUAAGGGUUAGGGUUAAUGGCUAGGGAUUGGGGUUAGGCUGGGGCUUUUCUACUGCAGAUACGGCUACGAAAUAAGAUCUGACCGAAAGAUGAGUUGGACGCCAACUGAGAGGACGCAGUAUUCUGUAGAGGAAGCUUGGAGAAUCCGUUGGAAAAAAAAACUAGCAACCGAACGAGUGGACACGUGCGGCGCCGCGAGAACGGCGCCCUGAUUGAGAGCGGGGAAAGCGUCACAGUGUAGCGGCCGAAUAAGGAGGGGCUCCGGGAAACUCGGGAAGACCUGAGUUGGGAUGUGAUGGCUUGCGGUCUUUCGUAUGGGUAUCUAAAGAAAACUCCUCUAAAAGUCGUGUAACUCCAUCAUACACACUAGCAAAGGAAAGGGGUGGAGUGGACAUGAUAGCGACGAAUGAACUGAUACAAAAGUUUAUUAGUAAAACGUUAGAGACACGGUAGAAAAAUAAGUUUGAUGUGAUCUAUGACGUAAGGUAAAAAUAGCGGUACAGACUACUAAUCAACUAAGAGAGUACAACUUAAUCCUACAAUCCGAUAAAACGUGAAACACGGGAAAGGGUUAGUUAAUGGUGAAAUAAACGAGGCGGAAAACGAAUCGGCAGUUCAGGAAUACGGAAACGAUAAGGAAAAGGGGACUUAGCGGAGGGCGUGUCGACAGGCGUCAGCUCCGAUCCACGUGACCCAAAUUCUGAAAAGGGGGGGCGGGAAGUAAAAAAAGGUCCGUUUAAAACAAUCGCCGCGAGAACGACGCCCUGAUUGAGAGCGGGGAAAGCGUCACAGCACAUUGAGGGAGAGCACGCCUGAAUCUACUUGAAUUUGAUUGGCCAGUUUGGACAACCGUGAUUGGUCAGGAAGCAGGCUGCCAUUGGUGCGCACAUGCAAGUACUCGCGAGAGGUACAGCGUUGCAACAGGCGCCCGGGAUAGGUCCACUAAACUCGCUCCUGCUUUUCGUUGUUUAUGGCCGUAUUCGUCAGUACUGAUUUGGUAGACCCAAUUCUGAAGGUUAACACAUCGGACUUGAUUCUCUUCCAUUACAGUAGGGUAGUGGCUGACUCCCGAGUCAGUUUUAACCGAAGGAACUCCCACUUACUGCCAUUUACACGACCUGCCCUUCCCUCACAAAAUACGAGCACGUAUUUCACAAAAUAGUGAGUGGAAGACAUGCACCUCUCAUGCGUGCGAGUGCAAGAGGCCUGAAUUUGUUAACUCCCCUCGGUGGUUCAUCAAAACCUACCUGCCUUAUAAUGGUUUGCCUGGCUCGGUAGGGGUUGUGAGGAAGUGAAUUUUAAUCUCCGAUAGCGAAAUGGACGUUAAAGUUGUCCGUUUUAAUAACAGUUUGAACUGGUUAAUUGAGUUAUUUUUAGAACUAGGGUUGUCAGCUUGGGCUGCGGCUUGGGCCGGCGGUGUUCUACUGCAAGCUCAGAGAUGCGCUAGAUGUCGGCCCUCGCAGCAUCCACCAGAGUCUUUAGUUGGUCGCCCCGACGUCGUUACCAACAGGGUCGCGUUGGGACGAGAGGGCAUUACCGCCAAUAUCACCUACUGUGGGACACAGUACAUGGCCAACCAGCACAGUCAACGGGUUAAACGAGCACAGUUUAUCAGUUCUGUUUCUGAUUGACUGACCAGUAAUUUGUCUAGGAGAUAAUUGCAGAACACAAGCAUCUGCAAUUGAAUAAUUGUAGGUAUUUGGUAUAUUCUGACCGCAGAAACCGUGCGUGACACAGGAACUGACUAUUUGGCAUGAUGCGCUAAAAGCCCUGGCUUGGAAGGCUACCAACUGUAGGCGAUAACUCAACCCUCCUCUUAGGACAGGGGGUUGAAGUGUUUCCUUCUUAAUUUGGCCUCUAUGGCACUUCCACUUAGUUGGCAUCGGAACUGCGCCUUGUUAUUUGUGCAAAACGGCGAUAUCUGUGCGCAGACAGCCACCGCAUCCGACUCCGUCCCCGAUCUUGUUAAUCUUGUCAUGACAUCGGGCCCAGGGGGGUAGGGUGUUGAAGGUGAGAGUAUGGUCGGUGCUGCGCAAGUUGGCGUCCCUGCGCCCACUGUGGUGUGGCCGCAAGGUGGACGCCCUCGGUAGCGACGGUUAAACUGUCAUAUACGCAGAAACGAAAACGAUUUAAGGACGAUUAAUACGCUGGCGUGCAGUCACUUCUCGCUCUUCUUCCCUUGUCAAGCGGGCUCGACGACACGGGGUGUAAAUGCGGCGCCAGCAUGAGGUCCAAAUAGACGAUCAGGUGUAACAGCUCAGCUAUUGCAGAAGAUAAGCCCCCGGACUAGAAAAUGUCUUCCCAAUAACAUUCGAAGUGUGAAUCCACAAGGUAAAGCUGGCUGGCUGAUCAUCGCCUCAAUUAGGCGUGCGCAACACUUUUCCAACUCUAUCUAAUUCCCGGGAGGAGUUCUGAGUUCAGUGCGAAAGCGAGGUUACGAGUAUACGAGGCUUCGGUGGGCGCAAUCAAUCUGCCUGGUUAGAAGUCAUGGUCCGUGGAGUCGAAAUGUACUAAAUGCUCGAAACUAUUCAAUCCCUGAUGCUUGUUCUGUCAGUAUAUUUGGAGUAAACGACAGAAGCCCUGAAAACUCCAUUGAGAGGGUGCAGAUGUAAGGGAAAUUAGUUUAAUUGCAAAACCUUUGCUUGCAGUUUUAGUAAGUUCUUCAUUAUCUGAAUGCACCUCUACAGUCCCGUCUACAGCAAACAUCUUUACAGUCGGUAUGAAACAAAACCGGGUGAUUGGUGCUCUCUAUGCUGGUUGACUACGCUGACUCAGCCAAAGCAGCGUCCAUCAAAAGGUGAUAUCACCUCUGAUUUCAUCUCAAUCAAACCCGACCCUUUUGGGUAAGACGUCUAGGUGAUCCGCCAAAGACGCUGGUGGACGGAGUGAGAGCAUUGUUUGUCAGUCUUACAUGGCUGUGUGACUAUUGUAAAUAUAUUACGAAACUGAUAAGUAUGGAACAGUCUUCAAGACAAUUUGUACACCGUCUCAAGUUUUGACGAUUCAACGGUGACGGUAUUAGUUAGCAUUUGAGCUUCGAUGCACCAGAGAGGAGUUGUGGUAGCGCAUUAGUGGUCGAUUUUCCCCCUGAGUAAUGAUGAUAUCACGCUGGCGGCGCCUUUUGCGACCCUCCCCCCCCCGUGCGACAGUUCGACUGUCUUUGCCGACGAUGUCCAUCGUGUGCUCCACAGCGAGUUGAGAGCAGCCACGGUUAUUUGUGCGUGAAUUAGUUAAUAGUGAGAGCAGACUUGCACAGCAUUCACCCCACUUUGACAUCCUUGUCCGCCUGAACUCGGUGUCAAGACACAGUCAACAAUACCGAAGGCGGGAGAGGACGCAGAUAGCUGGCGCAGCCGGACCCGCGCCUUGGCGUGCCAGCACACCCUCUGGUCCACAACAAACACUUGACCAGGAUUUUAAUCAAAAACGAAAAUGGGUCAGAAAGAGAAGGAUGACGCAAGUUACUGGGCAGCCAUGCACACAACCUGUAUGCCCAGCGGGAGCGCAAGUGCAUCCACCGGCUGGGAAGUAGGUGCCAGAGAACUGCUAGCUCAUAGCAGGUUGUGAGGGCCAUGGUUUGCUGAAACAUGGCGUAGAAACGCACAAAUUCCUUAGGGCCCAGAAUGGUGAGACGCAGCCGUGCAUUUAGCCUGAGCCACCAUCCUUCAGAGACGCCCUCUAUCCACCAUCCCACCCGCAAAAUUGGCCCACCGAUCAGGCCACUCCCUCCUAGCCGCCAUCUUCCGGUGCGCGAGGCGUACUACUCCCAACUUCUUUAGUUGACAACGGACAGCUGUUAGCAGUUCGAAAAUUCAAGGGCCAAGCACUGAUUCCACUGAACCUUAACAAUAUCAAACUUUCCUCAGGACGGCCGGAAACAUUAUUACAACGAUUUACGGAAUUGGGCAUUUCAUACAGCCUAGUGCUGUAGACCUUUCGGAAUAAAAUCUGCCCACGAAAUACCUUGUUCUCAUUAAGUUUUGAGCUCAUGUAAAAAUUUCUAUAAUUGAUCAAAAAUGUAUUUCGUGAAUUUGAUUCAUGGGAAUUUAGGCUGUACAGAAAGGCACUCUUUUCAACUGAAAAAUUUCUCCGUGUUAAUAAUCAGAAAGUGAUGCAUUUCUUACGGAAUAAUCAGCGUUUUUAGGUGUUCUUUGGGUGAUCGAGCUAAUUGAUAUGCAUGAUAUCUGAAACGGGUUCGAAUUUAUUUUCGUUUACAGUGAAGGGGCAUCCUUACUUCAUGGGCAUUGAGGUAGAUUUUAGCAAGUUGGAAUGCCGGUUUGAGAGGUCCAAAAAUUGGGAGUUUCCAAAAUUUAUGUCCCAAAAAUUCCCAAACCACGAAUUUUCCCAAUGGAAGUAGUCGUGUUUUCGGUCACUAAGUGCAUACAAGAAGUAGUUCCUUACGGAAGGACUAUAAAAAUAUUAUUUCCUCACUCCCUAUAAAGAUGAAGGAGUUUAUUUAAAUAUCGGUUUUCAAUGGACCAGCAUGUUCAUGAAUGUUAAUUACAGUGGGCAUUUAAAUGCCUGAAAAUCGAUCGAAAUUUUUAAAACCAUAUUGUAAAAUAAAAUACGUGGCUGAUGAGCUCAAACCACAGCAUUCAGAAUGCUGUCUUAUAAUUCGCUUGAGGAUCGUUCCACCGCCCUGUGCCAACCAAGUUGAAAAAAUUUUUAAGUGAUCAAAAUUUAUUUUGGCCCAAGAAUUCUGGAUCCUCCUAUAAUCUUAAUCUAGUCUCCAAGAAAUGUCGGGCAUAAUUUAUAUUUACCGUACUUACUUGAUAAUAAAUCACGCCUUAAAUGCAUUUACAGUAGGUGUUGUAACUGAAAUCGCAAUGAUGAGUAUCUGGUCAUUUCGGGGCAUCGCAAACGUUAUUCACUUUACUAAUCGGGUUAAAGCCUUUGUAAAAAGCCUUUUGCAUAGGCAGAAUACCCCUCUUUAUGAUUUUACCAAGGAAGAACUUGCAAUUUUGCGCGGUAAUCAGCACCUCCUUAUAUUCAGGCGAUUUUCUAUGUUACUAGCUGUCCUACGCAACACUUAUGCAUCAAUGAGUGCUUUUCAACCAGAAUGCAUUAGCACAACCAGGAAAAACUUACCCAAGUAAAAUCUGCCUACUCGGAAGUUGAUUUUCUGUUCCACAUAAAGCAGGCGAUGCAGAGUGGGAAUAAGCAUGCUAUUUUCGGAAACACCGCAUUCUUUUUCUUUUUAAAAAUUUCCCAUCUGUAAAGCUUUAUGAUUUCAUUGUUUAAAAAGUAUUGACAGCACCCAUAUGCAAACGUCUGCUCUAAAGUACCCAUAUUUUUCGGACAUAUGGAGACGCUCCGUAAGCAAUCACGCAAGAGCCCAGCAUGAGGCCACCAUUUCAACCUUUGAGUAACGUAGGAUUUAUGGGGCUCACUUUCUGUUAAUACUUAAUUUAAAAACGGACCGAACAGUUAGAGAACUAUUUUACUACUUAAGUGAUCAUUCUGUGAUGCGUUUAUAUUUGGAGAACGAAGCCCAAACGUGAGCAAAAAUAACGAAAAUCGUCCCAGUACAGCCAGGAAAGGGAGUUUUUGUUUGCGGCAUAAAAAAUAUCAGUGUCUUCUAGGAAAAUACAUGAGUGGACUAAAUCCCAAUCCUUUUCGUGGUAAGAUGUGGUUCUUUAGCCGUAACGGGUGACACAAUACUGUUGAGGUUGGUGUUAGGGUUAGGGAUUGGGGCAACUAUUUCUCGACCACUCAAAGCCCAACCGCGCAUUCCCGAUAGCUUUUCUUUUGCAUACAACUACUUGACCCCGUCGCCUGCGCGUUCCGCAGCCCCAACUGUAAAAUGCCCUAUUACCGACACUCCCGUAUUACAGGUGGCUGGGGUUUGUUUACUUCAGGUGGGGCUACAUAACUACGUCUAGCCUUUUUCAUCGACUUUACUUUCGUAGGGAGGAGGUGUUUUGAACUUUUACAGGUGAGACAUUUCCCAGAGAGGCAACCUAUAAAAGAAGGUUUCUUAGUGGAACAAAAGCAUUUUCGUCGCAGGUCUUCUUUAUAGAAUUCAUUCUUCUUCAGCAAUGAAAUUUCAUGCUGGGGUGAGAUUACAAGUACGACCCAAACCGUCAGCGCACAAAAAUAACGUAGGUAAAUAUUCUCAAGAACGGUCUUGUUUUGAAGGUUCUAGUGAAGACGAAUUGCUGAACUUGUACUUUUGAGCUGUCUAGUGGUAACGCCUAAAGCCUUAGAGCGUUAACUGAUAUUUUAAGAACACUUUGAAGCUCAAAGGACUCCAACGCUACCAAGAUGCGCAUAGUAUUUUUAUAGAAGAACAGCAUUCUUGAUAUACAGAAAAUGGUUUCUUUACGAUUGCAUCUACUACUUCGAUCCCAAUUUAUUAUUCACUGGCCAGCAUCUCGUCAUGUCAGUCAGUCAGUCAGUGUAUGUGAGGGCAAUAGGCUUACGCAUUUGAACUGCCUAUUUGUACAAAAAAAAUCGAUCAAUAAGCAAAAAUGUGAAGAAAUUACAGCAUUAAGUGAAUGCAGACAUUGAUUCAAAUAUGUCACUGUUCUCAUGGCAAAAAAAUCACAUAGUUCGCUUGUUGCUGAAGCAUAUAUCUGUCAAGCUGACAUUUGAAUGUCUCCACAGAUUGAGACAUGACAAUCGUCACGGGCAGGUUAUUCCACGGUUCCACGACACGGUUGGAGAAGAAAUAUUUUCUCCCAUUCAAUCUAUUCUGGGGCACACGUAGCUUAAAUGGAUGUCUUGGAGAUUAGUUGUUGUGGCGAGUUAGAAAAAGGCAUCGCACCGAAGGGUGCAGUCCAAGCCACGCGCGAUACGAAAAGUUUGUAUUAAGUCUCCGCACAAUUGCCUAUAACUCGGAGGAUAGAGAUUAAGGUUAGUUAAGCGGAUCUCGUAUGACAGUGCACUUUGACCUCUAAUCAAUUUUGUUGCUCGCCUCUGCACCCUUUCGAGCAGAUUGUAAUCCUGAUGUGUCCAUGGUCUCCAGGCCUGAAUCGCAUAUUCGAGAUGCGGCCUUACAAACGUACCGAAGACUUUGCAGAAGCACUCUUCAUCGAAAACUGCGAAUGCCCGCUUGAUGGCAUAUAGCACUGAAGUUGCGACCUUGGCCGCCUUACAACAUUGUGUAGAAGGCUUUAGGCUGUCUUCAACCCAGACUCCGAGAUCUUUCUGCGUUUCUGCUUCUCGGAGUGGCAUUCCGUUCAGAUGGUAUUGCCGCGUACUAGGGGUCUGAUUUCCGAGGCGCAGAAUGGUGCAUUUGUUCAAAUUGAAGGACAAGAGCCAUCUGCGGGACCACUCGUCCAAUCGACAAAGAUUUUCUUGGAAGUUGGUCUCAUCGGCAGCAUUCUGGAUGACUUUCCAGAUAUUUAUGUCGUCUGCAAACAUGGCGCAAUCGCAGUCCAGCCCAUCUACACAAUCAUUGAUGAACAAGAGAAGGAGGGUUGGUCCGAGCACCGAGCCUUGUGGGACCCCACUCUCUAUGAAUGUGCACCUUGA